This is a messenger RNA of Drosophila gunungcola (fruit fly), 1646 nucleotides long. It is a transcript of the gene Hex-t2, whose product is annotated as hexokinase type 2. Lineage: Eukaryota; Metazoa; Arthropoda; Insecta; Diptera; Drosophilidae. Gene Ontology annotation, biological process: glucose 6-phosphate metabolic process; glycolytic process; intracellular glucose homeostasis. Gene Ontology annotation, molecular function: D-glucose binding; fructokinase activity; ATP binding. The record is from RefSeq and is a predicted model, not a curated record. Gene Ontology annotation, cellular component: cytosol; mitochondrion. Bases 138 to 1499 code for a protein of 453 amino acids. The transcript has 2 exons.
CAGAGGGGGCUUUGUAACAUGCUUCAAAAUUAGUCGACAAAAACAUUUUCUCCGUUUUGCAAUUAAAUCAAAAUUUAGUUUUUUUAAUUUUUUUUUGGGAAAGGGAAAGGGCCACUUUUGGCGAUUCUGGGAGGAUAAUGCCGAGUCUUGUUAGCCCGGAAGUGGAGCUUGCCAUCAAGGGCUUCAUUCUCGACCAGGAGAAGAUGGCCGAGGUGGUCGAGCGCAUGACCAAGGAGCUGAAGAUGGGCCUGGCCAAAGACACGCAUCCGCGAGCGGUGAUCAAGUGCUUUGUGACCUACGUACAGGAUCUUCCCACGGGCAAGGAGCGGGGAAGGUAUUUGGCCUUGGAUCUCGGUGGCUCUAAUUUCCGGGUGCUCAUGGUGACCCUGGCAAGCGAUUCGGCUGGGGAAACCAUAUCGAAGAGCUAUGACUUCCCCAAGUCCCUGAUGACGGGUUCGGGCAAGGCACUGUUCGACUUCCUGGCCGAAUGCCUGGCGGAGUUCUGCAAGGAAAACCGCGUGGAGGACGAGACCCUGCCACUGGGCUUCACCUUCUCGUUUCCCUGCCAGCAAAAGGGUAUUGCCAAGGGCGUCCUGGUGGCCUGGACCAAGGGAUUCAGCUGCGAGGGCGUGGUGGGCAAGAAUGUGGUGACCCUUCUCCAAGAGGCCAUCGAGCGGAGAGGGGAUGUGAAGAUCAACACUGUGGCCAUACUCAACGACACCGUGGGCACUUUGAUGUCCUGCGCCUACCACCAUCCCAACUGCCGCAUAGGACUGAUCGUGGGAACCGGCUCCAAUGCCUGCUAUGUGGAGAAGACCGUCAAUGCCGAGUGUUUCGAGGGAUACCAGACCAGCCCGAAGCCGUCCAUGAUCAUCAACUGCGAGUGGGGCGCCUUCGGGGACAAUGGUGUGCUGGAGUUCGUGCGCACACCCUACGACAAGAUAAUCGACAAGGUCACGCCCAAUCCCGGCAAGCAGACCUUCGAGAAGUGCAUCUCGGGCAUGUACAUGGGGGAGCUGGUGCGCCUCGUUGUCAUCGAAAUGAUUAGCAAGGAUGUGAUGUUCCACGGCGACAAGUCGCAGAGGAUCCAGAAGGCCUGGAGCUUCCCUUCCUCCUAUAUAUCCGACAUUGAGAGCGAUCCGCCCGGGGAAUAUCGGGCCUGCAACAAGGUCCUCAACGACCUGGGCAUCAUCGGCAGCCAGGAGUCGGACAAGGAGGCCCUGAAACUCAUCUGCCAGGCCGUUUCCUCCAGAUCCGCCAAGCUAUGCGCCUGCGGCCUGGUCACGAUCAUCAACAAGAUGAACAUCAACGAGGUGGCCAUCGGCAUCGACGGCAGUGUGUACCGCUUCCAUCCCAAGUACCACGAAAUGCUGCAGUUCCACAUGAGGAAGUUGCUCAAGCCGGGCGUCAAGUUCGAGCUGGUCGCUUCCGAGGACGGAUCCGGAAGGGGAGCAGCUCUGGUGGCGGCCACUGCCGUCCAGAACACGGCAAAGCUAUAAGCCAUGUGCGUUGGGGCAGGCUAACCAGCUAAAUUUAUUUUAAUAGUCACCGAGGUUUAUUGGGAUCAAUACCCGAAAAACCUAGUUGAAAAUACUUUAUUAAUAACUAUUUUACCAUCAAUAAAAAAGCAGGAAAUAAGCAAAAUA